Messenger RNA from Fusarium fujikuroi IMI 58289, 2016 nucleotides. Its product is annotated as related to myo-inositol transport protein ITR1. Gene Ontology annotation, molecular function: myo-inositol:proton symporter activity. The transcript is spliced from 7 exons. Gene Ontology annotation, cellular component: membrane. Gene Ontology annotation, biological process: transmembrane transport. NCBI's taxonomy places the organism in Eukaryota, Fungi, Ascomycota, Sordariomycetes, Hypocreales, Nectriaceae. The coding region runs from base 1 to 2016 and encodes 671 amino acids. The record is from RefSeq and is a predicted model, not a curated record.
AUGACAGAGAGGGAGCUCCACGCGGAUGUGCGAAGGUUCUAUCAACACACUUCUCAAACUCUAACCGGCCUGCGACCUUAUCCCACCGAGCGAGAAGUCCAAGAUGCAGCCGCGGCGUGGCAGCAAAAGGACAACAUCGAGAAUGCCAUCCGCGAAGCGGUUCGAAAGGGCAGCCCAGAUAGCGGCGGCACUACGGACACCGUCAUACCCCUCAGUGCCGCCGAGAAACGCGCUCUGAUCAACGAGAUUGACCAUUCGUUCUCUGAGAACGGGAUGUGGAUGGUCAUCUUCACUGUCAGUCUGAGUGCCUUUCUCCAGGGCUUUGUACAGAGUAGUCAGAACGGUGCAAAUCUCUUUGCUGAUCAGUGGCUUAAGUCUCAGAAGCAUACUGUCAACUCCCAGUUCGCUUAUGCCAACGCAGCUGUUUACUUCAGCGCUGCUGUUAUAGGAUGUCCACUGGCUGCACCGAUGAGUUCACUGUUUGGUCGCCGUGGUGUCAUUAUUGUCGCCUCAUUUCUCAUCUUUGCGGCAUCCGUUGGCUCGGCUUGCAUUACACUCAAUGACAACGCAUGGCUGUCUCUUAGGAGCAUCAGACUAAUCGGCGGUGUCGGCAUGGGCUUAAAGGCUACUAGCACCCCCAUCCUCGCAGCGGAAACGGCAGUUGGCUCGUGGAGAGGCUCUUCAGUUCUGUUAUGGCAGCUAUGGGUCUCUUUUGGCAUCAUGAUGUCUUUUAUUGUCAAUAUUUGCUUGAACCAGAUUGACGACAAGAAUCUAAAGCUCCGGUUGAUUCUGGCGUCUCCAGCAGUGUUUGCGCUUAUGCUGAUGUAUACUGUCGCCAAAUGCCCUGAGUCAUUCCGCUACUACUUGAUGCCAGGUUCGAGAAAGUAUAGCCCUGAGAAGGCAUAUGCCUCGUUGCUACGAUUGCGCAACACCAAGGUCGGUCACAACACUUCUACACAUCCCUUUUGGCUUACCCCUUCGUUCCCCUUCACAACCUGCACCGUCGAACAACAUCUGAUACAAGCGGUCACAGCUACAAGCAGUCAGAGACUUGUACUUGACGCCGCCCCGAAACCUCGAACCCUAGUAGUUGGAGCUGUCAGUCACUACGUGCGACAAUACUGGAAGAUCCUGAAAGUCCAUCGCCUUCGGAAUGCAGCUAUUACAACAGGGAUUGUGGCUUUGUCGCAGCAACUUUCUGGAAUUAACCUCAUGGCGUUCUACGGUGGGACAACACUUGUAGGUAUUAGUCCAGGCAAUCAGCCAACAGAAGAUCAAAUCUCCAAGGCCAUGCUGUACAACUUGAUCUUUGGUCUGUCGAACUUCUUAUUCUGCUUACCCGCCAUCCAUUCCAUAGACGUUCUGGGAAGAAGGAGGGUUCUACUCUUCACAAUCCCAGGUAUGGCCUUAACCUUGAUGGCAGCGGCUAUAAGCUUCAAUACGGCAAAUGAGGAUGUGAGAAACGGACUUGUAGCCUUCUGGAUCUACUUUCACACAGUAUUUUAUAGCCCGGGAAUGGGGCCAGUGCCGUUCGUGUUAGCUUCGGAAAGCUUUCCUUUGGCCUUUCGUGACACCGGCGCAUCGCUUGCAAUAUCCAUCAACCUUCUAUUCGCUGGCCUCCUGGCAUGGCUGCAACCCCUACUGGUCACUGGUAUUAGAUUCGGGGGAACACUUGGGGUGUUUGCUGGCUUGAACGUCGUUGCCUUUGCUCUCAUCUUUCUCCUGAUGGAGGAAACCAGCGGCGUACCUCUUGAGUCUCUAGGAUCUGUCUUCGACCAGUCGAAGAAGGAUCUGAUCCACUUCCAACUCUUCAAGUUUUUACCAUGGUUCGGUCGGUUCAUUCUUGGUAGGAGUAGUCUUGCCGAAAGACCAGAACGUACUGUCGACUUGAGUCCGAGCUCGGUGACAGCUGCUUCGGUCACUGAUGAUGACGAUGAGGAACGCAUUUGGAAUAGCGAUACUGUUUCAAGUGGGGUGAGGCUCGCCGAUAUGUUGGGGGGAAACGGAAGAGGCUGA